Bicyclus anynana (squinting bush brown) is the source of this 2280-nucleotide messenger RNA. RefSeq names its product serine protease inhibitor 3/4-like. The coding region runs from base 376 to 1506 and encodes 376 amino acids. The transcript has a single exon. Gene Ontology annotation, molecular function: serine-type endopeptidase inhibitor activity. The record is from RefSeq and is a predicted model, not a curated record. Lineage: Eukaryota; Metazoa; Arthropoda; Insecta; Lepidoptera; Nymphalidae.
AAUAAUUUUCAUUAUUUCGAUUCUUUUUUCCGGAUUGUUUUUCGUUUUUUUGGAAUAACUUUCUGCAAAAUAGUAAAAAAAUUAUCAACCGUGCUCAUGGCUUGAAAACAGAAAUACAAUGGUUUCUAUUUUGCUACUUUGUAACCCUCCAAUAUCCUUAGGUUCCCAUAAAUAGGCAGAUGUUUCAAAUGCAAACUUUUUAGUAAAUUGGAUUACACUUGGUGGAGGUUUCAAUGGCAUGAAAGGUAAUCUGACACACUUGAGUGAAUCCAAAAAUCAGCUCGUCGGCUCCCCAGCUAUAAAAUAUCGAUUUUUAGAUACAUCAAAAUAGUUCAGUUUAUUUCUGCUUUCUGAUAAAAGCGGUGCGCAAACACGAUGCGAGUGCCAAUAAUUUUAAUAUUUUUCAUAGCUGUUUCGUCUGGCGAAUUAGAUUUCUAUUCAAAAGUGCGUAAUUUUAGCACACAGCUAUUGUAUUACACCCAACUAGACACACCAGCUGAUGUCGAUGCCGACUUCUUCAUAUCACCAUAUACAGUUUGGUACUUUCUGAUGAUUAUGGUAUCGGAAACCGUAGGUGAUACUCGAGAACAAAUAACCAGGGCGCUCUCAUUGGAUGGCCGAAGUGAUUAUAUGAUAGAAUUCAGGAAUUUGACUAGAAUAAUCAAGAGUCGUACUAUAUUUGGUAACUAUCUCUAUUACGACGUGAAUCUUAAAGUGCGCCCGGACGGUGUCAACAGAUUAAGGGACUUGGGCUUUUUUACGGAACGUUUAAAUUUUAAGAAACCAACGUUUAAAGAACCCAUUGUGCCGAACAUCGAAGAUUUCGUCAAUUCAUCGAUCAUUAUGAGCAAUGCGAUACAUUUUACAGCGUCUUGGAAACAUUCCCUCAAAUCGAACUAUAGUGUAAUCGAAAAUGGUUUCUUUGAAGCGAUGUAUCAUGUGAGAGCGCAUUUUCCUUCUGCAGAUUUUGACUUUCUGAAGGCUUCGGUGACGGAAUUGCCCUACAGUAACGAUAAGUACAGCAUGCUAAUAAUACGACCUCACAGCGGAUACAACGUAUCGCAAGUUUACGUCAAGCUCAAAGACGUUUCGUUGAAGGACAUCGUUGCUAAACUUGAAAAGGACGCUCUUGAACACGGCUUGGUUGAGGUCGAUGUGAUGUUGCCGAGCAUAUCCGCCAAUUCGCAUGUAAUUUUUAACAAACCUUUGGAGAAUUUGGGCCUACUAGAAAUAUUCAAUGGCAAUUCAGCAAACUUCUACAAUUUGGUGGAAGAUGAUAUAUAUAUUUCUGAAAUCACGCAGGGCGUAGAGUUAACGUUUACUGAAGAACAAACGAUCGUGUCCGCGACUAUACCGUCGAAAUCGGGCGGUCAACUGGACAAAUGGAAGAAGAUCGUCCCGUUAAAAAAGCCGUUUAUUUCCUUUAUAAUGGAGAAAUCUACAGGCACCAUUCUCUUCGGUGGAGUUCACUCCAAUAGUCUUGCGGUGCAUAGCUGGUAUACCUAAACAUAGAUCUUAAGGCACGCAAAUUAAAAGGUAUAGUCAGGUAAAAAAUCUACAUUCUCAGACAUUCCUAUUAUUUAUGCUACUAAGGCUUUAGAACCACCUAAAUAUUAUUUACCUACUUAUCAAAUAAACGCUAGUCUAAACUAAUAGGUUAUAAUGCAUUUGAGUGUAUCUUUGUUACGAAUAGGCUCCGACCGAUAAAAAAAACAUCCUUCACCAAUGGAACUAUUUCUACGGGAAUGGUAACUACAAUGGUGACACCGCUGGAGGUUAAGUAGAUGCAAAAAAAAUAUUUUUUUUUUUCAAAUAUACAACCAACUUCAAAAACACAAACGUACUGUUACGUUAUUUGGAUUUACUGAUUAGUUUGAAAGUGAUGCCAGGCCAAUUAUCUAUUUAAGGCAUAUUAUAAGUUUUCUCGGACAUUGUUUUUCCAGAAACGGCUUAAAAUAACACGGCUUGAUACCGACUUCUGAUCAGUGGGUAGUAAAUAGUAUAUAAGUUAUUUUUCGCUUUUUAGUUUCCUGCAUAAGUUUGUAGUUCUACGCAAAUAUUCGAAUUGAGAGCCUGCCUCGGUUUUGUGUCUGUUGAAGACAACGUCUCUUUACGCCGUCUAUACGCCUUGGGAUCUAAUAAACUACGCAAUAAUUUUUAAUGUGGUUUUCAACAGAAUAUAAAAUCAUUCAGAGUUCAUACAUAAUUAUUAUAAAGAAUGUGGUAAUUCACGAUUUACACCCUGUCGAACUCGCGGGUGUCUGUUUAGUAUUAGUAUUU